Messenger RNA from Cryptomeria japonica (Japanese cedar), 2443 nucleotides. Its product is annotated as protein ANTHESIS POMOTING FACTOR 1. Lineage: Eukaryota; Viridiplantae; Streptophyta; Pinopsida; Cupressales; Cupressaceae. The record is from RefSeq and is a predicted model, not a curated record. Gene Ontology annotation, cellular component: Set1C/COMPASS complex. Gene Ontology annotation, molecular function: protein binding; chromatin binding. Bases 532 to 1566 code for a protein of 344 amino acids. The transcript has 13 exons.
GGAACACCAGGUUAGAUCUGCUUCCACCGUCGAAGUGUAGCAAACAUAGAGUAGGAUUAAAACAUAUAUUAACAUUAGAAGUUUUGCAAUUUUUUUAGCAAUGGCGGCUAAAUAUAUUUAUUAACAUUAGAAGUUUUGCAAUUUUUUUUUAGCAAUGGCGGCUAAAUGUAUUUGUUUUCUAGCUACUCUCUUGUAGGAACACCAGGUUAGAUCAGCAAAUUCUUUAAACCAUAUCAUAUUUUUUAAAGUGAAUUUUCACGGUACAUAGAGCGUAACCGGUCCACAUCGGUUUCCAUAGCCGGUAAGGAGUUGUUUUGAGGCCCCAUCAAAAUAAAUAUAAGUAUUAGGAGGGCCCCUGCAAUUUCUGUAAUUAAGAUGCUGGCUAGGUAACAUGUCAAGUUGCCAUGUUAAAAUCCUGGAGGUAUCUGAUAGCAAAGUUAGUUAUGCAUUCAACACAACCACAGACAAAAUUAUACUGACUUGACCCUGGCUGGGUUAGAAGGAUUGUUGAAUGAUCAACCUGAUUAUCAAAUGGCAGGGGGCCAAGGUGAAGGGGAGGAGAAACUAUCCAUGGAACUAACAGAAGAUGUCAUAAGAAGCAUGGAGAUAGGUGUUAUUAACAAAGAUUAUAAUGGUAAAAUUAGUUCACUGGAUUUCCACCGAACAAACAAUUAUUUGGUCACAGCUUGUGAUGAUGAAUCUAUUCGGCUUUUUGACACAGCAAAUGCGGCAAUGAUAAAGACCAUAUAUAGCAAAAAGUAUGGUGUUGAUUUGAUUUGCUUCACCCACCACCCGACAUCAGUGCUUUACUCUUCAAAGAAUGGCUGGGAUGAAUCGUUGCGACAUCUAUCCCUCAUGGACAAUAAAUAUUUGCGAUAUUUCAAGGGUCAUCAUGACAGGGUGGUUUCCCUUUGUAUGUCACCAAAGAGUGAGACCUUCAUGUCAGGCUCCUUGGACCGUACUGUUCUUCUUUGGGAUCUAAGAACUGAUAAAUGUCAGGGUCUAAUCCGUGUAAGAGGAAGACCUGCAGUAGCAUAUGAUGAACAAGGACUUGUCUUUGCCAUUUCCAAUGAAGCAGGUUUUAUAAAAAUGUUUGAUAUUCGAUUAUAUGAUAAGGGACCAUUUGAGACAUUUCUUGUUGAAAGAGAAAAAUCUGAUGCAUCAGGGAUAAAGUUUAGCGAUGAUGGAAGACUAAUGCUUUUGUCUACCAUGGGUGGUAAUAUACACAUAUUGGAUGCAUAUCAAGGGACAGUGAUGCAUAGUUUCGACGUGGAAGCUGUUCCUGACAGUGGAACUCUUGAAGCCUCUUUCAGUCCAGAUGGGAAAUUCGUCAUUUCAGGAUCUGGGAAUGGUAAUAUACAUGCUUGGAGUGUCAACAGUGGCAAGGAGGUGGCCUGUUGGAUGAAUGACGGAGUCAUUCCUGCAGUGGUAAAAUGGGCUCCGAGACGCCUAAUGUUUGCAAGUGGAUCAUCUGUAUUAUCAUUAUGGGUGCCAGAUUUAUCAAAAUUGGAUACUCACGUGGGAUCAAAUGCCAGCGUUUCUUAUGCUAGUGUUUCUCAUUCAUAAUAUUAUUUUUUUUUUUCCCACACUUCCUGUACAGUUUAUGUAUUUAUAAGGAAACCAUCAUCUGUGUGGUUGUAUGGUUCCUGAAAUAGUUCUGGCAUUAGAGGAGAUUUAUGAAUGGUUUUUAUUAUUGUUCAAAAAGGGUGGGUGUAGGAUAGUUAGAUGGUACACCGAAUUAGUUCUUUCUGACAUUCUGUUACAGUGCUACAAAAGGCUGUUGAUGGAAGAGAAGACAUUGGUUUACUAGUUUUGUUGGUUGGUACUAUCUCAUCAUGUCAAACUUGGAGAACUAUGUAUUACAGAUGGUUUAAAGAACAAGACAUUGCCAUCCCUACUCUCUAUAUUGUUUUUACCUCAUCUAGGUUGGACAUGAUACCUUAUUAAAGGUUUUAAGAAGGGGGAAAGAUGCUGCUGCAAUUAGAUUUUUUAUCUGCGGAAUGACCUUCGUCAGAACAUGAAGUGUUUUACUAGUAAGGUUUCUAGGAGCAAGAUAGGGUCAUCUGAUUUGCCCUUUUUUAUGUCGGUAAAAACAUGGGGUGGACCGGUAUGGCAUGCACUUGAAAAGCUGUAUAUUGAAUAACUUCAAUCGUUGAUGAAGGAAUAUCUCUAUUUGUUUUAAGAAGAUACUUUUCUCUCGAGGACAACUAUCUGUGGUACAUGUCCCGUGUUUAAAGAUUUGACAUUUUCACAGUCAGACAUGGUAAAUGUAACAGGAUACGAGUGUCUAAAGCUUUUUGAUUCCAAUGUAGCAUGAUGGUCCUAUGUUGAUCAGUCCCUGUAAAACUGUAUAUGCAUAUCUGCAAAAAUACUAUAUUGCAGUGGAUGAAUUAUUCUGUAUCAAAAUCCGUUAAGUUGUAGUAACCCUCACAACCAUUUCAUA